Pelobates fuscus (common spadefoot toad) is the source of this 1323-nucleotide messenger RNA. Its product is annotated as tigger transposable element-derived protein 1-like. The coding region runs from base 1 to 1323 and encodes 440 amino acids. Gene Ontology annotation, cellular component: nucleus. Lineage: Eukaryota; Metazoa; Chordata; Amphibia; Anura; Pelobatidae. The record is from RefSeq and is a predicted model, not a curated record. The transcript has a single exon. Gene Ontology annotation, molecular function: DNA binding.
AUGUCUGAGCGCAAAGAGGAGCAGGCUAAGGGCAAGCGCCAAAGUAUUCCUCUGGAUGUCAAGAUUCAAGUACUGGACCGCCUGGAUAAAGGAGAGCGCCAGGUGGAUAUCGGGGCAGAUCUACAUUUGCCUAGCUCCACUAUCCGCACUAUCCUCAAAAACAAGGAUAAGGUUCGCACUUCAGCGACGACCAGCACUGCUUCUUCAGCCAAGAAGAUCGCCCGCUGCAGGUCCUACACUCUUGAGGAGAUGGAGAAGAGGCUUUCCAUAUCGAUAGAUGAUGAGCUGGAGCGUAACAUGCCUCUCAGCCAGGCCAUCUUGAUGGAGAAGGCGAAGAGCAUUUACGCUCACAUACAGAGUCAAGAUCCAGAUGUGAUGGAGAGUUUUGCAGCAAGUAGAGGUUGGUUUGACCACUUUAAGAAAAGGUACAACCUCUACAACCUUAAGAUCACCGGUGAAGCGGCAAGUGCGGACACUGGAGCUGCUGGAGCCUUUCCAGCCUCUUUAAAGUACGUGGUGGAUAGAGGGAGCUAUCCACCGGAUGUUGUCUUCCAUGUGGAUGAGACCGGGCUCUUCUGGAAGCGGAUGCCAAGCCGCACGUUCAUCUCCAGGGAGCAGAAGAGAGCACCAGGCUUUAAAGCGGUGAAAUACAGGCUGACCCUUCUUUUGGGUGGGAAUGCCAGCGGUGACUUCCAUAUAAAGCCAUUGCUGGUGUACCACUACCAGACACCGAGGGCAAUGAGGGGCAUUAGCAAGUCCAGCUUGCCAGUCAUUUGGAAGGCAAACAGGAAGGCAUGGAUCACCAGGGAUAUUUUUACAGAGUGGUUCACUGACCAUUUCUGCCCUUCCGUGCAGUGUUAUUGUUGGCACAAGGGACUGGAGGAGAAAGUGCUGCUCAUCAUGGACAAUACGCCGAGCCAUCCAACUAACUGGGCUGAGCUGCCCACCUGCAUUCCUGUGGAGGUCCUGUUCCUACCGCCCAACACAAUGUUGCUUAUCCAGCCUAUGGACCAGGGGGUGAUUGCUACCUUCAAGGCCUACUAUCAGCUGAUUGAACACACAGACCGUGAGAACAAGCAGUCAAUGUUGGACUUCUGGAAGCAGUACCACAUCAUGAAGGCUGUCUCCAACAUUGAUCUUUCCUGGAAGGAGAUGACACAGCUGUGCCUCAAGGCUGUGUGGAAAAAGAUCUGGCCAGAGCUGUGUGAGGAUGUGCAACUACCAGAGGCUGAGCAGGGCACACAGAAACCUCAGGACACCAGCGACUCGGACACGGAGCCUCCAAAAGAGGCUCCUAAACAGGGCAUUGCAUCAGGUCAAUGA